Brettanomyces bruxellensis is the source of this 660-nucleotide messenger RNA. RefSeq lists its product as uncharacterized. The record is from RefSeq and is a predicted model, not a curated record. The transcript has 2 exons. Gene Ontology annotation, biological process: regulation of transcription by RNA polymerase II. The coding region runs from base 1 to 660 and encodes 219 amino acids. Gene Ontology annotation, cellular component: mediator complex. Lineage: Eukaryota; Fungi; Ascomycota; Pichiomycetes; Pichiales; Pichiaceae. Gene Ontology annotation, molecular function: transcription coregulator activity.
AUGGUUACUGCAUUGGAGAAAGAUUUAAUAGAUAUGGAAAGGCAAAAUGACAGAACGGAACAUAUCGUUAAAGCACAAACUGAGGAUGACGAUUUUGUACAAGGUGCAUUGAGAAAGAAGCAAGAAGACACAAUUGAAGAAGCUCAAAGAAAUAAACUGCUUUUACAGCAUAUCAAGAUGGGAUGUUGCAGUAAUCUUUCUGCGUAUUCCGCUGAGACUUUUGAGGCAUUGGUGUCCUCUAGAUUACAGAGUUUAUGGGCAUUAAAGCAGACAAUCAAAGGUGAGGGUGGAUUUGGAUAUAUCAUUAAUGUUCCUUUAAAGCAAAGUGGAAAUGAUGAUGAUGAAACUGACAAAUUUAGAUUAAGAACUAGUAAUUGUUUUCUGCAUGGAAUAUUUAAGGGAUUCUUGAUUGAGAUAGAGCAUAUAGAUGAAAAGGAAGAUGAAAAGGAGAGGAUCGAAGAUUUGCAUCACAAACUCACCGACUUAGAAAAGAAGAACCGGCUAAUCAUGAGAUUUACCAAGAGUAUAGGAAAGAUUAAGGAAUUGAUAGAAAUGUAUCACUUUCCCGAAGGAAACCUCUGUUUCAACGUUUUGAAUGAGACGAAACUAGACUACCUCAGUGACCUUUGCCAACAGUAUUGUGAUGCAUUGCAGUUCUAA